This is a messenger RNA of Elgaria multicarinata webbii, 768 nucleotides long. Its product is annotated as nuclear transport factor 2-like. Gene Ontology annotation, biological process: protein import into nucleus. The record is from RefSeq and is a predicted model, not a curated record. The coding region runs from base 321 to 704 and encodes 127 amino acids. Lineage: Eukaryota; Metazoa; Chordata; Lepidosauria; Squamata; Anguidae. Gene Ontology annotation, cellular component: nuclear pore central transport channel. Gene Ontology annotation, molecular function: nuclear import signal receptor activity. The transcript has 6 exons.
CAGGCUUGGAUUGGCCGAAAAAGUUGUGACGUACCAGGUUUUGAGAACCGGGCUGGGUCGCCAUCUGCUGGAUGUUGAGUUAACCCACGUGUUUGCUGGACCGAAAGAGGCUGAUAAGCGGCUGUGGGAGUGGAAAAGUUUGUUGCGGAACUCGUAGUGGCGCCAAAUUCUCAGAUCGCUAGCUGUCGUUUUCGUGAGUUGCUUCUCCCUAAUGGCUGCGACCGCCUUUUCUCCGGUCUGGAAUCGCAUUGGGAGGAGAUAGGCGCAGCCAGGCGGUGACUACAACGAGCGAGCGAGCGAGCUGGGGGGUGGCAAACAAAAUGGCAGAAAGGCCUAUUUGGGAGCAAAUUGGAACAAGUUUUAUACAACUGUAUUAUCAACAGUUUGAUACCAAUAGGGAACAAUUAGGCGCCCUUUAUACAGAUGCUUCCUGUUUAUCAUGGGAAGGGCAGCAGUACCAAGGAAAAGCAUCAAUUAUGGAAAAAUUGAUGAGACUCCCUUUCCAAAAAAUUCAGCACAACAUUACAUCCCAAGAUCAUCAGCCAGCUCCUGACAACUGCAUUCUUAGUAUGGUAGUUGGUCAGCUGAAGGUGGAUGAUGAUCCAGUCAUGGGAUUCCAUCAGUUGUUUGUUCUCAAGAAUAUUAAUGACAAAUGGAUUUGUUCGAAUGACAUAUUUAGGCUGGCUCUGUACAACUUUGCUUGAAACUUUUUCUCCAGUGUGCUUUUGUUUAUCUCAAAUUCCUGACUAAACAAAACUUGUUUUAAAA